Messenger RNA from Prinia subflava (tawny-flanked prinia), 2415 nucleotides. RefSeq lists its product as uncharacterized. Gene Ontology annotation, cellular component: cytoplasm. Bases 3 to 1808 code for a protein of 601 amino acids. NCBI's taxonomy places the organism in Eukaryota, Metazoa, Chordata, Aves, Passeriformes, Cisticolidae. Gene Ontology annotation, molecular function: oxidoreductase activity. The record is from RefSeq and is a predicted model, not a curated record. The transcript is spliced from 9 exons. Gene Ontology annotation, biological process: NADPH regeneration.
CCAUGUUGUGGUCAUCCUUGGCUUUCCUCAGCUCUUCCCGCAGCUCUCCCAUGGCUUCGGUGACCUCUGGUUCUUGUGAGCCGCCUCCGAGCUCCAUCGCCCGGGGCUGGGGUCGGGCCGGGGCUGGAGCCGGCGCCGCGGGGCUCGGAGCGGCGCCGCUGCCGGGCAACGGCGUGAGGCGGGCGGGCUUUCCGCUUCCGAGUCAGCGGGGCCGGGCCAUGGGGCGGAGGAGGAAGACGCUGCACGACUACGCGGCCGAGUUCUCGGAGCUGUCGGUGCGGCGGGAGCCGGCGGGGCCGGGCCCGGCCGUGGCGGUGGAGACGCUGUUCUGCACCCCGUGCCAGCUGCCCCUCAGGGUGCGCCGCGACCGCAUCCUGGAGCACCUCAGCUCGGGCCGCCACUGCCGCAACCGCCGCCUGCUCCGGCAGCUCGGGCUGCGCGCCCCGGGGCUCCGCUCUGCAGGUCCUGACUCCAGCCUGAGCCUGCCCCUGCCACUCAACGUGCCCUCCCUGCUCUCCCAUCCCUCCUUCCUCAUCACCACUGGAUCCAGCACCGGCUACAGCAUGGUCCCCUCCCCGCCCUCCUACCACAAGCUGCUGCUUCCCCACCACCCCAUCCCUGCUGCCCACAGGGGCGACCCAACGCCCUCCACCUCCGCCAGCCCCCCCUCGCCCCUCACCUUCCCCGCCAGCAUUGCCCCUCUUGGCCAAAAUAUGCCCACACCUGAUGCCUCCAGCAGCCCGACGCCCCUCUCGUGUCACGGCGGCAUUGGCCUGGUGCUCUUCGGCGCAGGGCUGGUGAGCAAAGCCUUGCUGCAAAGCCUGGUCGAGGGCAGGGGCUGCUGCCUGCUGUACGUGGUGGAGGAUCGGCUGGAGGAGCUGGGACGUGCCUUCGGCGCCGAGGUCCCGGCUGGUGCCAGGGUGCUGCAGCAGCAGGACGCCGCCGUCGCGCUCGGGGAUCCGCGAGUCUCUGGAGCCAUUAUUUGUUCUCCACCUGACAAAGCCCCUGAGAUGGUAAAAGAUGCCUUACGAGCAGGUAAAGGUGUGUUCUGCCAGGGGCUGCCCAGCUUGGACAGACAGACAGCAGAAUCCUGUUUUGAUGAGGCCGACAGGUGUGGGAGGCCACUCGUGUGUGGGUUCUACAAGCGCUUUGACCCAGCCCUGCAGUUCCUGUACAAGAAGGUGCGGGACAGCCGGGCACUGGGCAGGAUCCACAGGAUAUCCACCAUCAGCAGCCUCUAUCCCGCAGCCUCCCUGAGCCUGCUGAAAGCCUCAGGUGGAAUUUUUUACAACGCUGCCGUGCAUGACAUAGAUAUUAUCAGUUUGUUGUUGGGAGAGAGUGUGCCAGAUACAGUAUUUUCCCUGGGCCAUGCCUUCUGUGCAGACAUGGGCUGCCUGAGGGACGUGGACACCGUUGCCAUCAGCAUGAAGUUCCCCAGCGGAGCCAUUGUCACCCUGGAUGUCAGCCAGCACUGCACCAGGAGCUGUGACCAGCGGCUGGAGGUUCACGGGUCUCAAGGGUCAUUAAGGGUGGACAACCAGAACCCCCUGGGCAUCACAGAGCAUGGGACUUCUGUGUCCAUCUGUCCCCAAACUCAAGCUGAGCGCUACAGAGAUGCAUACAGGGAACUCUUCCAGCACUUUCUGAGAGCCCUGAAAGGCCAGGAGCCCCCCGUGGUCACCAAGGAGCAGUUCCUGGGGACCAUCCAGGUGGCUGCAGCGGCCGAGCAGUCCUGGAGGAGCAGAUCUGCCGUGGACUUGCACAGCAGUGCCACGGAUCCAGCUGGAGUCAAGGCUGAGCUCGUGUGACAACAACCUGGGACACGGGGAGGAUUUCACAUCCAGUGGCCUCAACAGAAGCCAGGAUGGCGGUUUUGAUGUUCCCACUGGGAAUGCCCAGCAGACAGAGGCACUUCUGAACCAGGGACACUCAGUGCUGGGGCAGUGCAGGGUUCCUGCCACGUCAGCCAGAGCCUGCAAGGAAUUCCAUGUGGUUUCAUGCAGGUGGCUUUUCCUCCUGGAGAGUGCUGCUGGCCACGGAGCUGUGUUUUCCUGGGAGAAGAGUGAUGCUCCCUGGGCCAGGCAGGGUGGUGUAGGACCAAUAGCUGGGAUGAGGGAGAAAUCUCCCCUUGGAGAGGGAACAGCCACUGCCUGCCUGGAGGAGAAAUCACAAGCAAGGUGAUGUAAUGCACAAAAAACCACAGGAACAUCUGCUCUGUGAGUAUGUUUAGAUUGGCUAUAUGGGAGAAAUUUGAGGGUGGAGAGGGGCUGGAAUGGAUUUCCCAGAGAAGCUGUGGCAGCCCCUGGAUCCCUGGAAGUGUCCAAGGCCAGGUUGGACAGGGCUUGGAGCAAGCUGGGGUAGUGGAAGGUGUUCCUGCCAUGGCAGGGGUGGCAUGAGGGAUGGGAUGAGCUUUAA